AUGGAUUCAAAUUUCUUCCUAAAUAUAGCUAAAGACAACAUAAGACUGAACUACUAAAAGGAGCGUGAAAGAGACAUAGUCUUUAUAUGCUAUGCGGGAUUGUUUAUUAGGUAUGUGACAGUGAUUGGAUCAGUUGCUUCUGCAAUAAUGAAUUAGAGAUAAUAUAGUGGUUUUCAAUGGGUUAUAAAAAUUGUGCCAACUGUCUGGCAAACUAUCUGUAUUACUGCUGCUUGGAAAUGGCCAAAUUACUUUGCUAAAUAUCAAGUUCCAUUUAUUGUUCCAUCAUAGUGCUUGUCGUUAUUCAAUAUUACUUAAGAAUCUACUUUACCGUAGGUUGCAGGAAAUUUAACAGCUCAUCUCAUAUUUAUGAUUAUCGCAUUUUUGAUGAACUAUAAUUGGAUGGUGUCUGGCAUUACAAUGACUAUCUCAACAUUUUUCACUCUAGUCUAUUAUGGAGUAGUGUUGAAGUUUAAAGAUGUUUAGUCUAUUAGUAUUGUUAUCUCAGUCGUCAUAAUUCAAACAUACGCAUGCUAUUAUUAUGAAAAGCGUCUUAAGCUUUCUUUCAUUAGAUUGCAAGAGAUAUAAACAAUGAAUGAUGAACUUAAAUAAUUAUUUGAUAAUCUCCCAGAAGGUAUAGUCUUAUUUAAUUAAGAUGAUAAAAAUAUCUCUAUAGCAAAUCAAGAAUUUCUUAGACUAUUUGGGUCUAAUUCUCUGCAAGUACAAAAAUCUUAAGAGGGAUCAUCCUUGGACUAAAAAUAUAUAAUUUCAGAUGACUGCCUCAAUAAAUAGAUACUCUUUGAGUGUGAAUUAGAAAAAGAUGGAAAUAGUGAUGCAAUAUAAGAUUAAUAUACAUAAAUUAAAAAAGACCCUCUCUGUAUUUUACAGACAAUUGAUGAAAAAUUUAGAAACAGAUGCUUUAACAUAUUGAAAGCAUAUGAUGAGUUAUCCUCUCCAACAUGUGAUAAUUUGAUGGCAGCAAAUAGUGAUCUAUAUUCAUUUCGGGAAGAGAUCGUUAAUUUUUAGCAUACAACUAUCCAUUUUAAAGGCAAACAAAAUAAGUUGAUCAUUGUAAAAAAUCUCACACCAAUAAUGAGGUACGAAAGCUUGAAAGUUGAAAAUCACUUUUACGAGAUGUUGACAGCCACAGUUUCACAUGAUAUGCGAACCCCGUUGAAUGCAAUGAUAGGAUUAAUUGAUAAUCUCUAACUUUUUGUCUAAGAUGAAGAAGGUCUUAAAUACCUCAAUAUUAUCAGGAAUUCUGCUAAGUUCAUGAGCUUUUUGGUGAACGAUCUCUUAGAUUUCUUUUAGAUAAGGAAUGGCAAAUUCAAUAAAAAUUUAGAUUGGGUAGACAUUGAUAAAAGUAUAAGAGACGUUAUUGACCUCUUUAAAGUAGGAGCAGAAGAAAAAGGCAUUUUAGUAGUGUAUGAGAGCCCUUUGCACUUGCCAAAUUUACUUUACACUGAUGAGUCAAGAGUUAAGUAAAUUUUACUAAAUUUACUCCAAAAUUCCCUAAAAUUCACAUUUUAGGGCAAAAUUAAAGUCAGAUUAGACUACUUUUAUGAAAACAAAUAAAUAAUGGUUACUGUCUCUGACACUGGGAUAGGAAUACAGAAGGAAGAUAGGAAAAAGCUGUUUACUUUGUUUGGAAAAUUGGAGUAAUCUGCUAAAAUAAACACUUUUGGAAUAGGAUUAGGAUUAAGUAUAUGUAAGAAUAUAAUUGAAUUAUUUGACGAAGGAGAUAUUGGAUUUGAUCCUACUUACGAAAAAGGUUCCAGAUUUUUUUUCAAAUUAAAGGCUAUCUAUCAAAUAGAUAAUGAAGAUGCUAGCUCUGAAAGGAUUCUUUUAUAAAAUGAGUAAUCGAGGUAAUUAUCAAAUUAUAUUGCUCAUUCAAACAAUAUUAGAAUUAGCAUUGCCCCCUAACCCCCUGGUCCAUAUAAUUUUUUUAGUAGCAGAUUAAGCGACUAAUUUAAUUAAAAUCAUGACUGUAGCUUCAAAGAAGAUAACUUAAAAAACAUGUUUUGA
Stylonychia lemnae is the source of this 2022-nucleotide messenger RNA. Lineage: Eukaryota; Ciliophora; Spirotrichea; Sporadotrichida; Oxytrichidae. The record is from the annotation of a GenBank genome assembly.